AUUCAACUCCGCCCGACGGUCGACUCAAGCCUCAAACAACAACUUUUUAAACACUGGUCAGCGUGACAAUGGGCUGGUGGUGGAAUACCUCUCCUAAGGAGAGCGAGUCUCAGACUUCGUCUCCCGCUCCGCCCGGCCUUCCCAACUCCCGUCUACCAUCCGAACCUGCAAAUGUGUCUGCACUGUCUACAUCAGCACCAACAGAGCAGCCCCGAACGUUAAGUCGCGAAGAGCAAGCCGACGCAGAAUGGAAGAGCUUAAUCGCAAGCCUCGAGAGUGAUGUUAACCAGCAUGCACAAAAACAACUGCAUACUUCACAAGACACAUCGUCCCCUAAUCCCGCAUCAUCAACUGACCCUCAAUCUCCACCGAACUCCAUCGCCCCCGACUCUCUCUAUCCUGAUACCAUGUCCUGUCGCUCCGCUUUUGAUUACGCCUUCUUCUGUCAAUCAUUUGGCGGUCAGUUUGUGAACGUAUACCGAUACGGUGAGCUGCGGUCUUGCAGCGAGCACUGGAAAACCUUCUGGUUCUGCAUGAAAAGCCGCAACUGGGGUGAGGAACAGCGCAAGAAGGCAAUCCGAGAUCAUAACCGGAAAAACGCUAUCAAAUACAAGACAGGGCCCAGCAGUGAGGAUGUCUGGGAUGUGCGUACUGAACCUGUUGGCGAGUGCUUCAACGGCGACUUCGCCGCGCUCGAAAGGGAGAUCAAGGCCGCCGAGGAGGCAACAGCCAGUCAGAAGGCGGCGUCGGCAGCAGGCGAAGCGACGUCAGCAUCGCCAUGAAAGAAAUUUCUCGUUCACUGAAUGCCUCUUCCCUGCCCCGUGUUAUGUUUAUAUCUUCUUUGUCCCUUUUUCAUGGGCAUGGAUGGAUGUCAGACUGUUGAUAUCAUGCUAGAGUUCCGAUACCUGUCCCUGGGGGAUGUUGUACAAUAGAAUAUCCAG
Molecule: messenger RNA, 941 nt
Organism: Aspergillus homomorphus CBS 101889
Lineage: Eukaryota; Fungi; Ascomycota; Eurotiomycetes; Eurotiales; Aspergillaceae
Exons: 1
Coding region: 69-782 (237 amino acids)
Source: RefSeq, a predicted model, not a curated record